AUGGUUUUGCCGAAUCGUGAUGAAUCUGUUAGUGAGGUGACAAUUCUUGAUAACUAUAUGGGGCAACCUUAUUCAAAAUAUGAAUUCUUGGGGAAAAAGUUGGGUUACCGCAUAAUGUUGUACCCAAGAGAGCACACUUUUUUCCUAUUGGUCAAAUCAGCCUUCUUCCCAGAAGGAUACCCCGAAUCGGUUAGCAAGGAUUAUUUUGAAUACCAAGUCUGGGAUACGGUGCAGGCAAUUUCUAGUAGCAUAAUAGGUGCCUUGGCUGGUCAGGCUAUUUUAGUCGGUGUUGGCGUUGGAGAUGGUAAUGCUAGCGUCCUUGCUGCAUCUCUUACAUGGAUAUUUAAAGGUGCCUCAUGCAUUGCUUUACCAUUUUUUAAUGCAUACUAUUGUGCUUGGAACUCUCUGUAA
Messenger RNA from Hydatigera taeniaeformis, 411 nucleotides. NCBI's taxonomy places the organism in Eukaryota, Metazoa, Platyhelminthes, Cestoda, Cyclophyllidea, Taeniidae. The record is from the annotation of a GenBank genome assembly.